Molecule: messenger RNA, 14175 nt
Organism: Porites lobata
Lineage: Eukaryota; Metazoa; Cnidaria; Anthozoa; Scleractinia; Poritidae
Source: the annotation of a GenBank genome assembly
CCGCUGUCAUAUUCCGCAGUGGGUGUUUGGUAUAUAUUUAUGUCUUCUCUGAUAUUUAAAAUCGUGCCCACACCAAAAAAAAAAAUUGGGAAAACUUACCCGGUGAGUUGGUAACGCUAUGAAGAAGCGAAUGAAUAAUGUCUGCCUGUGAUAAUUUUGUGGAAAACCUGUGGAGAAAGGGAAAAUGUGCCAACUGUUUUCAAUCACGCGAAAGACAUCAAAAUGAUGACAAAAUUCAAGGCGACAACAGCACGGCGAACAUACAUGAUCAAGAAGGAGGUCAUAGUCCUAUAGCGCCAAAUAUUGAACAAGUGGUUAAUUCAGUGAAAAGAAAGGAUGUCAAAGAGGGAAGAAGUCGCCAAGAAGGUGCAAAUGGUAUUAAAACCAUCGCACCUUGUGCUCCCACCGAAACGGACAACAACAGAAGUCGCAGCGAUAGCAUUACAAGGCAUACCGGCAAAACAGAUGAAACUCCCAAAUUGUUUGUUGUUAAUAAACCAAAGCCGGUUCCUCGAUCCAAACCAAGACCGCCCUCUCGAGUUAUAGACGGAGGAAAUGGGCUGAUAAGCCCUCAGCAAUCAUCUGAUGCGCAAAGCGAUUCCAUGCACGAAGACUCUCUUGGGAAAUCCCACAGUAACGCAAACUCUUUAGAAAGCGUUGAGCCGCACACGAGUGUUCUUUCAAAACCAGAUCACGAUACUAAAGUGAUUCAGGUGCUUGAGGAGUCAACAAACAGUACGGAUAUCGAAACUGUCCGCGAGACAAUCGAAAAGGAGGAAGCGGUCACCGACAUACAAGUUUCGACUGAUUUAGAUUCGACAGCUCUCGACGAGGGCUGUGAAAAAAUUUUGUCCAACAAUGAAGCCCUUGUGGAUUGUGGUAAUUGCGAGAAAGAUCUUUCAGAGCUUACGUUUAUAGACAAUGAUGACAGCGAUGGGGAUGGUUAUGUACCGAUGAAAAGCAAUGUAGCUUUGUUUACUGCCGAACCCAUACGCUUCAAUAGUAUGCGCAAAGCAGAUGUCAAGAUGGAAGCAAACUACGAAGCCGGUCACCAUUCAUACGAACAAGAGAUCAGUGACGAAGAGAAAAUUAAAGCGACAAACGGAAGCGAUUCCGAGGCGCACGAAGAAAGGAGAAAUUCCUCAGGCGUUUUAGAAUUUCGAAAUCCUUUGUGCUUGAUCUCAAGCAAGACGAGAUCGAAAAGCGUCAAUUCAAACAGUUCUGAAGAAUCUGGAGGCACGUGUGAUAAAUUGAUUCCUAAUAAGAUUACCGGUAAAGCCAGCAGCACUAAGCCAUCCUAUGUAAACAGGCCAGCCAGUACAACCAGCACUGAUACAGCUUCCAGCAGUCAUGAUUCAGGCUAUGAAAACACUCGCAAAUCAACUAGAAGUAACUCAUCAAAUAGUUGCUUGGAUGUAAUUGCACCCGGCGUUACAGGUGUUGUAAACACUGGAAAUGAGAAUUCAGCAGACCUAGCUCGCAUGAGUCAAACAAAAGGUGACAAUGUUAUUGAAUCCAGUGGGGCCUCAUGUAGCUCUUGGGGGAGUAGCACUUGGGAUAGCUGUAGUGCAUCUGAUUUUCAAGAAAACAGCUGUGAGUCAGUGCAUGUGGAAAAGGCAGUUGGAAGACUUGAUGUAAGUAAACCUGACUCUGUUGUCGUUACAACGCAACCUAAGAGUGAACAUAUUACUGAAGCAGACAAAGGUAGCGGUAAUGCUAGCCACACUUAUGUAAAUACCACAUUAAAGCCAUUUACAAAGCCAUACAAAGUGGUUGAUAUCAGUUCAGGUGUUUCAGUUCCUACUGCAGAGGGACAAAGUGAUGUUCCACCUCUACCACCAAAAGAAAAGGACCUGAAAAAAGAAAGAACAGGUGAAUUGAAAAGUCAUGUUUAUCUUGAACCAUCUGGGGAAAGACAAGGCAUUCCAGAACAGGGUCCACCAGAUGAAAGGAAAGAUGUUAUCAACAAUGCCAGAGAAAGCACUUGUUCUAGUCCUGCUCCUAACCCAGCCCCUAACGCUACAACAGACAAGAAUGGGGUAGUGCGCAGAGCUCCAGCUCCGAGGCCACGCUCCAGAGUUCCAUCUCAGUUUGGUACGUUGCCCAAACCUGCACCCCGUGCAUCAAGAACGCAAAGUGAUGCAUCUAAAGUGGACAACAAGGAAGUUAAAGAGCUGAAAGUGGGCACCUCGCAGCCAGUUGGUUAGUAUAAUAAAUUAUUGUUUCAUUUAAUAUAGCUAAGUCUUUCUUUAUAGCACGGUGAUUACCACAUUUUUUGUGCAUUUGUCUUUUGUUUUUGUAUUUUUUACCAUUCCAACUGUAGUACUGAAUCUCUUCUUGACAGCCCCCAUGUAGUUUGGGGACAUUUUCAAAAGGUGUUGUUAUGGGUUGAGGGGGGGACCUUUGUGGUAGUUUCUUGGUGAUGCAGACGGGUGCAGUCACCAAAUUGAAAUGACGUAAUACAAAAGAUUGAAAAGACACUGAACAUGAGUGCCCGCACCAUGAAACAAUAGGUUCCUGUAUCACCAAGAAAUGCCUAUUUUUACUCAGAAGUAGCAAGUAAAUGGAUAAAAAGCUAGAAUACAGGAACAUGGUCACUAUACUGUAAAGAGGUGACCAUGUGGAGAGCAUUUUAAUCAAAGAGCUUAAGGGAAUGAAUAGUGAAUUGAUAAAAGAAACAGAAGGUCAUUGUAUGUACAUCAUGUAUAGAGGUGCAGCCAUGAAGUAACUUCUGGAACACUUAAAAUAAAUGGGUCUUUUCCAUAUAAUAUAUAUCUUAUUUGCCUCAAACAUGAUGUGACAUUAAAGAUAUUAGCUGGUAAAUUAAGAUGCUGAUCAUGAUAUCAGAUAACCAAAUGACAAAAGUUUUCAAUUCAUAAUGACUUUAAAACUCUUGAUCAUACAAUUCACCUUUGCCAAAAAAAUAAAUAUACACAAUAACAGUACUUCUUUAAUCUAAUUACACCUGGAAACAAGCAUUUGUUUUUCUGUCUAUGAAAUGUGUGAAAUGAAUUUUUAUGGUCUGCUUAUAAUUUGUUAUCAGCUUGAUCACCUUGUCCUAUUUGCCAUUUUUGACUUUUAUUAUCAUUUUAACAUGGGGUCAUUUAACCCCUAUUUACAUGUAGUCAUUCAGAUUAUCUUUCUUUCAAUGAAACUGAAAAGAAUUUUAUUAUCUUUGUCAACAUAAACAAAAGGUAUGCCUUGGGAUGCAAAUAGAUAAUAUCCAACCAAUGCUUUUUUACCAAAUCCUUAUAUCAUUUUUACUUUUGUAUUUCAUGCUGAUUUUGGUCAGUCCUGUGAAAAAUUAUUUGCUCUUCUUGAUAUAUUGUGAACAAGCAUCAUGAUGUUAAUCACAUACUGGAAUAACGAUUGAAUCCCUCAACUCCUUGUUACAUAGUUUUACAUUGCAGUUGUAGUCAUAUCCUUCUAGUAAUUUCACACCAGCUAUCUAUGAUCACUCAAACUUAUAGGCAAAUGUCAAUCUAUUCAUAUCACUGCUUUAGAUUUAAACAAAAAUAAUAACAAGUGCAAUGCUAGAUCAGAGAAAAGUGUUAAAAUGGCAUCACUGACUUUACAGCUUUACUGGUAGUGUUGUCUAAAGUUGUGUUUGAUUUUCCAUAUUUUGCAAGAAGAAUGACACAGAUUAGAAAGAUUGCAACAGAUUCCAAUUUAUUAUUGUUUUGAUGGGGCUUUGGAGUGUUGCAAUGAUACAUGUACCUUAUUCCUGUAAAUUAUCUAAUAUUAAGUGGUCCCAACCUUUUUUAUUGAAUGAGAAUCAACUAAUCAUGUGAGAAGAGAGGUUUGAAACCUGUGCCAUGAGUUGUAGCUAUUCAGUAUACACCGUACAUGCUACAGUAUACAUGUACUUUGACACCAGAGGGAUGUGAGUCUUAACAAUAAAUUAUAGAAAAAAACAUGAUUUAAGCUAUUGAAUAUUCCUUUUGAGUUUUAUAGUGGAAGAUCCAAUGUCAAGCGAAGGUCAUUUUUUUUUCCGUGUUUCCUUUUAUUCAUGUGAUUCAUACAACAGAAUGCAAAUACAAGGAAAGAAAUUAUAUUGUUAAUGGCACUAUGUGAAUAGCACUAUAGUUCUUUGUUAGAUAUUAUGAUGUAUUUUUUUGCUGGUUUUGUUGCAAUGUUUUACGAAUGGAAUAUUCAUUUCCCUUUACCUCAUAAAUUAUGUAUUCCACAUGUUCCUUGUCUUUGCCAGCUUGGCACCUGUUUCUGUUGAUAAAUUACACAACUGAACAUUAUUUUUUAUAGAAUUUCUAAAUGAAAAGAUGACAAUUUUGUGGUUAGUGUGGUAAUAAAUGGCGGCAUAAAGAACUCUCCUUUUGAUCGUCAGGUUGGAGAAGGCCAGCUUAGUUUUUAAAGAAGGCUUUUUCUCUAUGAGGUUAACUAUUGAUGGUUAUGAUUUUGCAUUGAGAAUUAACAUUUUCAGUUAAACAUUUUGGAUUCAAAGGGGCCAUUUGACAGUCAUUCAUAAAGUUAGGGGAUGCUCUGUGGUGAAAAACUUAGAGAGAUGACUAAAAAUCCUCUGCCUUUUCUAUUUUUUUCUCACUCACUAUUUUCCGGUCGUUUGCCAUCCUAUGUCUGCAGGUUCUUUGAUGCCAAUAUUUGAGGGUUUUUUUAAAUUUUUUUCAUUAUUAUCAAUAUAUUUUUUACUUAAGCAACUCAUGAACUUACUGCCAUUCCCUCCUCCCCAUUUCCCUACCAACUAUCCAAUUUCAUUGAAAAUUUUAAUUUUAAUGGGAAUUUGAGUGAACUCCAGCAUUGCCUGGGAAACUGAUUCUUCGGUUUCAGAAAAGCUGGACACAGCAUUUCUGAGUGUUCUAUUUUAAAAAUUGGCAUGCCCCUAGACCCCCUGAGGUAGCUCCACCUUUGGGGCUCAUAAGCUGCUUUGCGGCACCAAAAAAAUUUGAUCACAUGGGGUGCCUUUAGAUGUACGUUUACCACUUAAAAAGACUGUUGAAAACCCUGCACUAUGUAUAACAAACACGCCUGAGGGUGGGGUGUACCUUAGAAGCUUCUGAGUACCGCAGAUGUGCCACUACUGGUACCCCAGAACCUAAACCAGACCUAGUUCGACUGAAUUUUGCUACAUUUGGAAAUUAAAUAGCCAUUACUGGCAAAAACAUUUCCCUUAGGUGCUUUAAGCUAGAAGAAGAAUAGGAUACACUCAUGAAAUGACUUGCAGGCACAGAUCCAGGAUAAAGACUGACCGAAUUCCUAAAAGAGUGCAGAAGGCGCAAGCAGGGUCUGGGAGCAGGCUCUUCCAUGAAUUUUUUGGAUUUUUACUCCUUAAAGGAGGGCUUUAAGUCCCCUUUCCUGGUUCUCUGAGUCAUUCAGAGAGGAUGGUGACCAGAUUUCAACUUGGAAAGUCUUUUAUGAAAAUAUAUUUAUUAUGAAAAAUGUGAUGCAUUUCCAAAAAAUGUUGGAAACUGGUGUGGAUGAUCCGCGCCUGACUUGUUAUUAUAGCUGAAAUCAGUGUGCAAAGCUUAAUUGGAAGGGGGAGUAACUUCCAUGGGUAUUUCCUACCAGAGUACAUUGCAUAAUAUCAGCUUAAGCAACCCGCAGGUAGAUGGCAGGUUUCUAGACUUUCUCAAAGCCUGUUUGCAGUUUCUGCUGGUUACGUCACUUGUCUUGUGACUUUAGCCUUCACACAGUCGACUUAUGGCAAGUCUAGCAGGUUUGCAAAUGCUGUGUCCCACAUUUCAGCCUAGUGUGUUUUUAAAAUAUCAGAUUGAUAAGGUUAGCAACUGGAAGGUAUAGGGAUGGAAUAGGUUACAGCUAAAAGGAAAUAGUUAAGAACAAACAGCCAUAAAAUUGAACCUUUGAAGCUCUUCUGUUUGAUGAAAAAAAAAAACAUGAUUUCAGCAGAAUGGUGUGAGUUGCCUUUUAAUAAAUCUGUGACAACUACCUUGAAUUAAACUCAACUCUACUUUCCCUCUAUGUUCGUUUCAUUACAUUCAUAAUAGCUGAGUGUAAUUUUAAACAAAGAGUAAACUAAUAAAAGUAAGCAUUUUAAAUUCUGCUAAAUGUAAAUAAACUGAGAGCUGCCAGCUUGGAUCAUAUUGAUUUUAACAUCUCUACAUUAAAUCUUAACAGAAGGAUAAUAAAAAAAUAACAUAGGGAAUGGUUAUGACUGAGGGCUUGCUUGCAUGCUAGCUUGUUUGUUUGAUCGGUCUUAAAUAUAAAGAAUUAAAGGGCAAACGACUUUAGUAAAAAAAUAUAAUAUUAUAAAAUAUUUAAAACUGCAAUUUAUAAUUUCUCCUCUGUUAAUUUGUUCCAGCUGCUUGGUGUUUGUUUAUUUAUUGUAAAAGGCGGCUUUGCUACUAUGCAUUUCAACUGACACUUUUCUAUUUAAUUUUCUUUGUUUUAUAGUUCCAAUUACACCCCUACCCAGUACCCCUUCUCCCUCUCCACCCUCCCUUGAAAGACUACCCUCAUUAAAGAACUCAAAAAAGGCAACAAAUCCAACAUCACCCCCUGUCCCCAAAAAAGGGACAUUGGAUCCUGGGAGCUCAGAUAAACCAUCUGAAAGUGUACCUUUGAGUCCAGUGAACAGUGAAGGCAUUGGAGCGGGGGAGACUCAAGAAGGGCCCAUCAAGCCCAAAAGAAGUGCCCCACCACCUCCCCUGUCUGGUAAGCUUGCACAUGUAACAGGAAGCAUUAGCACAGUUAGACCUGCACUUAGUUGUAACAACAACAAUAACAUUCAAUUUGAAAAUACUUUAUCAGAACUAUUCGUGGUGGGUAACAAUACAAUGAUAUUCCCCUAGUGCUAAUUACAAAGUGGUUUGCACAGUAACGAGGUUAAGCAGUCAAGAUGAUACUGGCAUUGAAAAUGUCACUGAUUAAAUGAGUUCAUGUUCUUUCAGUCUCAGUUACCAUUAUUUCAACUCACACAUGAAGUUUUCUCAAUUGUAGGUCUAUUUUCCUAUAGUUCAAUUCGUAAGGACAGUUAAGGGUUAAAAGGGAAAGGAGUAAUUCACUGUCAUGUGUUUAUGCCAGCCGGUUCGCAUCAUAGCUGUGUAUUGGACAGCAAAAGAUGUUAAAAAUGACGUUAUCUACCAACUGAACAACAAAAGUAAUUUAUCAAACUGGGUUCUGUGCUAAGACCUUAAAUAUUUUCGCAAAAAAGGAGACAGAGGGAUUACUUUUAUUCUUUAGGGCUUUACUUUUUUCCUUCAGCGAUGAGGAAGUUUCAUAAGCUUUGCCUUCUUUGCCAGCCUCUUACUCCACAUCUGACUGGUGACUCUUUCCUCACUGCCCACGUCAAUAAACUGACCAGCCCGUUGCACAGUCAUUAAAGAGCAACACAAGUUCCGUUCCCUUUCCUUCUUCUCCUUUGAUUUCUUUCUCUCUUUUCAUUUUUCAGUUAUAGUUGCUGUUUUUGAUUUUUCUCCUCUUUGUUUUUUUCCUUUCUCCCUCCAUCCCCCACCCCCCACCUUCGUGUGGUAGGAAAUCAUUCUCUGACAUCUUAAGCUGUACUUUGGGCAUCCAGAGUUGGUAGCAACUCAAUUGUGGCAAAACAGAGAAAUACCAGAACUCUGAGUUUGGGAGGCAUUUUCAAAAAACCUCUUUUAUGUUAUCAAAGAUUGCUUCUUCGGGGCGCCUGGUUCCAGUGGGGCAGUCUGUACUGAAAACCCCGCACCUUUCCUUAUUGGGAUCUUUAUCUUUAGCUUGUGUCAAGAGUAUUAAAUGCGGGCUGCUGUCCGUCAGGGGCAGGGGCCUGGCCUCUUGCACAGCCGUUAACGUUCUUUGGGCAAGAAGCAUAUGUGACGAGACAAGUUGCAGCUGGGAAAUGGGAAACUGUCAUGUUGACCUUAUUUUGUGUCUCGUCAUUUAGAAUCCCAUUCUUGUGAUCCUCUCCUAGUUCUACAAGGUUUUAUAGUCUCACCUGUACAAAAUUAAUCAGAUUAUAUCAUUAUAGACUGACAAGGUUGUGUAGUGGUUUUAUAGACCGCAUAAUAUAUAUAGUGGUUGAAAAGCUGAGAUGUUUUGUCCCUCCAAACAAACAAUGUUUGCUUAAGUACUUUAUCUGUUUAUUUUCCUUUAGUUCGUUUUCUUCUUCUCCUUCUUUCAUACACAUAUUUUUUUUUUCAUUUAUGAGUUGAUUCCCACACGUAUCUCAGGUUUUUUUCGAGUUCUCAUGUAUUCUUGUUUGUUUAGCUUCCAGUCCUCCACCACCAAAGUCGCCGGUUUCUCGGUCUGUCACCGAGGCAACAGUCAAGCCAGUUAGUCCCAGUCCAUCUAAAGCAAAGCCCACUCGUUCCUCGUCCUUUUCUGAUGCGCAUGGCUCCAACGUGAGUUCACCGCCUCCAAAAGUACAGCCGUCUCCCAAGUCAACCCUGAGGAGAGCUUUUGCAAGUAUGAAGAAACUUGGGGGUAAGAGGAAAAACCGACAUAGCAAAACCAUCGAAAUUAGCGGUCCAAUAAUAUCAGGUGAUGAAAUGCCGGGGAUUUUCACUUACAAAGAAGCGGUGCCACAACAGGCUCCGCCAGAAGAGAGACCCGCUGACGCUGACCAUACAAGUACGUCAGACACAGAAAGAUCUGAAUCGCCUGUGACAAAAGUUGCCGUUAGGCCAAUCAUGUCUUCAUCUGCAGCUGAUCCCUCUUCUCCAGUGAACACACUUCAGUCGGAUGGAAGAUUCAGUGGAGCGUCAUCCCCUAUCAUGCAGACUGAGCCAGGAAUUGGCUACCAGAACUUUCCGCUGUCCAAAGGCGGGGAUACUUUAGAGAAGCCUAAAAAGCCCCCUCGCGUAGCUAAAGUUGUAAAGCCAUUGCAACACAGUGAGCCGAGUCCGGAUGAAGAAGCUGUAAAGAAGAAGUAUUAUGAUGACGAACAGACGUAUCUACAGCCUAAUCAAGACGAGUUGACUCUUAAAGUUGAAACAGCUUUAGCUAAUUUGAACGAUGCUGAAAUUCUCGCAGAGGCGCUCUCAAGAGUUGAGCAAGAAAAGUUGGGGCCUCUUCCAGCUAUUCCACGAUCGCGGCAAGUUCGCUUUCGAUGUGAUGAUUCAAAUGCGUCAAACACAUCCCCAGGAGCCAAAGCAGAACCUCGACGCCCCGUACGAGCUGUGUCGCCGACUCUCAUUAACGGAUCCGGAGAUAAAGGAGAUUUCAAGUCCAGGCCUAAACUCCCAUCUAGACCUCCAAAUACAAAACCUUCCGGGCAUACCAUAAGGGAGCGUUCCCACAGUUUUGAAAACCGCAGUCUGGAACGGCAAAGACCAGCGGUGGCACGCAGUAGAAGCUUGUCGAGCGGAAGUGGUCUGGAAAAACGCUAUAACAAGAUUUUAAAGCUGCAGUUGCAGACGCUGGAGGACAUGAUUCAUUCUUGGAGGGACGAGCUCCUUCCUGAUGUUGGUGUAGAUUUGUGGGACACGCGCUGGUCAGACUACGAGGCUCAUGGGAACACGUUGGAGGUGCGCUCUCCUGGGGCAAUUCUUCUGCCCGUUAAAUGUGCCAUGUUUUGGGAGGGAAACAGGAAAUUGCUUGCGAAGGUGAGUACCCUCAAUUGCGUUGAGUAGAUAAUAUGAAUUUUCUUUGCUAGAGAGUUACUUUUCGACUUUCCUUUUGGAAGUAACGCGUGACGAAACCCUGUUAACGUCCGAGCAGGAGGCGAGCAUUAAGCGGGCUCUCGUAGGACCUUCGUUAGUCGCGGUCCGCUAAAUACAGGUUUGCUUUUAGGGGAAUAUGAGCCAAAAAAUAGUUUCGGACUUUCAGUGACUCUUGUCUGCUUAAUAAGGCAUGCCGGUUAAUAUGGACCAUGCGGGUUUUACUCUAGUUGUAACGUCACGCAGUAACUUUAGUUUUGUCUUGUGAGAGUUGAAAGCAUUUUCAACUCUUUGGAUGAGUAAAUUUUUUACUGGAGGAUUGCACAACGAACGAAGCUCCCUAAAUUACGCAGAAGAGAAAAUAACAUGCACAGUGAAACGGCUUACAGUGCGGACACUCAAACCUGGAGACUUGAAAGAAGAUUGUCCAAUCUCAACGUUUUCUGAAAACAAAAGAUUCUCAAGUUUUUUUUGCAAACGACCAAUAACAUUCAUAAAUUGGACGUGCCGUUUCCCGAGAGGUCAGGUAAGUUCAAACGGUUUUAAGUUUUUAUCGGUUGCAAAGUGAAAUACUUCAAUUUUAUUGGUCCGUUUCCAAAAAAAAUUCAGAAUCUUUUGUUUUGAGAAACGUUGUGGUUGGAAAAUCCUCUUCCAAGUGUCCCGGUUUGAGUGUCCGCACUGCAAAGCAUGCAAAAAUAUCCAGGUCAAAGGGCUAGCUUUGUUUUGGUGAGCUACUCUCAGGUUGUUUUUGUUACGGGAAAGGCAGGGCGAGAAGAAAUCAUAAUUGUGAAAAUACCGGGUUCCAGAACCAUUCAGUAAAAAUGGAAAUUUUAAAAACCCCUGCCUCCCUCUCCCCCAUUUUUCAUUAUUCAUCAGACAGAAAGCUUAGCACUAAGGUAAUAGGACGAUCGUUGUGAUUCGGGGGAGAUUAACUGAUGGUGAUGUAGUGGUUCGAGCCACAACUCUUUGCCCCCGGCCAACUCUCUGUAUCUUGUUACGUCAGGUGUAAAUAGUUAUGUAUCUUUUUAUUUUUUUAGGUGGAGUACCCGAUACCAUCUUCGAGUUACGCGUCACAAAGAUCACCUUUCAAACACGACAUGUGCGUCUGCGAGUCUCUGCCGCAUCACGUGAACGUAUCACGUGUUCUUACGCACUUUACUGAUAACGUAUCAGGUGACGUUAUUAAACAAGCUGAAUGUGAUUCGUAUGAAACAACGGUGAGCAUCACAGAUCAAAUCCCUUGUGAAACAGUGGCGGAUUUUGUCAAAAGAAACAAAGAGGAACAUGAAAAUGACCCAGAGGCUUACGAGAAGAAGGUUUGCCUCCUCUUGCUUCAGCUUUUAAGCGCAAUAGAUCACUUACACAAAGAGACCGUCGUUCAUCGGGAUCUGAAAAUGGAAAAUAUGUUUUUGACGGAUUGCGGGCUCUUGCUUGUCGCCAAUUUUCAGCAUGCGCUGCAGCAGGCGAAAGACUCUCGACCCAGUCCUUUCAUUCUACGAAAGAACGCGUCCAGUGAUCUCGGCGGGAACUGGGAACACCUUCCACCGGAAAUACUAAAUGCACCAGAAGAGACGGAUUUGUUGAAUUAUGAAAACUGCGAUAAUUUUGCGGCUGGGUGCUUAAUGUAUGAACUGCUUCACCGACCAAACCCGUUUGGUGUUAAUCCACUCCUUAUUCAGCAGGAUUACGACCAAACAGAUCUUCCUCCAAUUCCUUCAAGGUCAAGAUUUUCCAGGGGGGUGGGCAGGAUAGCGCGUCAGUUAUUACGGAGGUAUCCUCAAGAGCGGUUGUCUGCCGGGGAAGCCCUCCAAAUGUUUCAAGUGUUGCUAUGGGGACCAAAAGAACUCGAUGAAGACAGCAUUGAAAUUGGUGUCAGCGAGUGGCUAGAAACCGAGCGUGCGCACACGGUUGCAAUGAUCGCCCGCAACCAAAUGCAGAAAAGUUAUACCCAGGUAGAUUUCGUGGAGGCGUUCAUGAAGUGCCAAUUUCUUGUCGACGCCUCUGCGGAUUCUUUGUCAUACAUAUAUCAGCACCUUGAACUGGACAAGGAACAAGGGGAGAACUAUUUAGCGUAGCUAUUUAUGAAUUUUGGCUGGAUAUCGGAAGACAAAGUAACAGUUAUAGAGGUUUAUCUCAGUCUUACAUCUCUUGGUAUGUUAUAUUUAUUUUUCCCUAGUACUAGAAGCUUUAUCUCUCUUUGUUUCUCAAACAAUACCUUCUAAAAGUUCUUUUAAUAGAAAAAGAUAGGCUUUGAAAACUUCAGUUCAAAUAGGUUAAAAUCGUGUAGCCCGCGAAUUCUGCCGCCUUUCAUCGCUGGCCGUCGCGGGGACGCCUGCACGAAAGACGGGGAGUGAUGGAAGACAACUGUAUUGGCAGGCAGUUAAAACUGGUAUUAUGCCGGUGUUAAUCACUGCACUAAAGAACGAACGGUCACUUCGUAACAAGCGGUGUUUCGCAGCGUUCACUUGUUUUUGUUUGUUUUUGUGUUUUAUGAGACUAGUCAUAGACUGUGAUAAUUUUUAUCAACCGAAAAGCUGAGCACAGAGUGCCUGGGCUUCAGAGUUAAACCCUGUUUAACCCUUUUGUUUCUAGGCGUGGCUGGCGGGCCAAAGCCAAAUUCGACAAAACUUCUAAAUGUUAUUUUGUAAAAUACUGAAAAACAAACACCACUUCUGAAUGUAAGCGACAUUUUUGAGACCAUUCAAUUCAAAAAGUACGGAUAAAAAAUGCUGUUACUCCACUACUAAAUGCGUGACUGUCCUCGAAAAAGAAAUUUCGUUUCUGUCGUAUUUCAAUGUCACAAAUGUGAGGUUCGUAGUCUUCCAUAGCUUUAAUAUUUGUUUAACCAAAUACUUGUCCAAAUACUCAAAUGUUAGAACUUCCUUGUACAGCAGAUUAAAGACUACCACAGGAAAGGACUGCUGGGGAGGCUUUUGAAUGUUAACACUUCUUUACUAUGAAUUUAUAAGAGAGGAUAAAGGUUCCCCUAUCUUCUAUUUUGUCAACAGACUCAAAAGUUCGAACUCUAUUUUUGACAGCUGUGGGAGUGGAAAGUUAAAGUAAUAGCUUAGAAAAGCGGAAAAAAGAGAUGUUCAAAGAUUUGUAAGAGAAUAUUAAUUUAAAUUAUUAAUGCACAAGUCAAUAUAACCUUGUUCCCAGGGUCCUGUCCUAAUCGACCCCCGGAGCAAGGGAGAGUAGGAGGGGACCCUGGGAACGAGGUUGAUAAGUUACCGUAAAUUUUUCUUAUUCGAGAUAUUUAUAUUUAGUUGUCUGAAAAGGCCUCAAGAAACAUUUUAGUUAUUUUUAUUGUUGGGAAAAAACAUAUCCCCAAGAGAAAGUAAUUGUUAGUCUUUUCGAAAUUAUAGAAUCUACAGAUUUUAUUUAUGAGAGAUGACAUUCUUAGUGACUUGUUUAGGAGCAGCUUAAAGGAGCAUUGUCACGUUAUUUCCACUCACAGAAGCUUGUAAACGCUAGAUCAAAGAAAUUUUCCAAUUUUUAUCCGUAUUAAAGUACUGAAAAUGCAAUGAUAGUAAUAGCCACUAAAAGUGUUGCAUAUCAAGCGGUUACUUUUGAACGUUCACAUUUUAGAAUACAAUUACAAAACUCGUCUCCUGAGACUGUACUAGGUCAGGGGGACUGGGUUAUUAAACCAGAUGUUUCUUUGUUUGAGCCAGACUUGAUUAACAGUCGUUUUCAUUGUAACCUCUUACAUGAGUGGAGGGAGCAAACCGGACUCCUUAAAAAUGGCUGGACGUCGGAAAUGUAAUGAUUAUUGCACAACUUCAACAUUGCUCUUAGUAUAGUGCAUACUGUUUUAGAAGUAUAUCAUUAAAGCACAAACAACAGAAAAAUCCUCGUGACACUGCCCCUUUAAGGCGCUUAUUUUCGUAAAUGUAUUGCCUCACGCUUAUAACGAACAAAUUUAUUUUGUGCAUUUUCAAAAAAAUUGUACUUUACGUUUGAAACUUGCCAGGGAAAAGGAAUCCAUUCCGUCUGAGAUUAAAGAACUAGCGCCUGUGUGGUUGUUCGUAGGUAGCCCUAACAUAACAGUAGGUUUACGCUUAUGACGCUAGAAUGAAGCACUGAGCAUUAGCACCGAGUUUGUAAAUUGUAACUUCAGUUUAUUUAUUUUGAACCUGGAAAAACAGCCGACUUCGCGACACCACCACUGGUUUCCGCGCGAAAGGAAGGGAACGAGGAACGAGCGCGGAAAUUCCAUACUGAUGACGUGCUAAUACCCUGGUCUGGGUGAGGCCUCUGAUUGGUUAAAGCAAUUUCCCUUGCGGCAAGACCAAUAGGAAGCAAAAAGAACCACUACCCAGAUCUAACUGAUGCCUCAUCAGUCUGCUGUCAUUCCUCACACGUCAUGACGCCGGGAAACCAGUGAUGGUGUGGCGAAGUUUCGGCUGUUUUCUCUGACGCUAAUUUAUUACCUGUUAAUUCUCUGUGUGCUUCAGUGUCAACUGAAAAGAGUUAAGUUAUGAAGAAGUACCCUGCCUAACAUUGUAGGUUUGUAGGGCUACCGAAGGUCGCUGUUUAUCUGUAGAUAGAUGCCGCAAGCUGUGCAGAAGUUUAACUUAAGGCUGACCUUAUAUGCAUUGGCUGCGUCGUU